Messenger RNA from Penicillium angulare, 1764 nucleotides. RefSeq names its product glutathione S-transferase family protein. Bases 1 to 1764 code for a protein of 587 amino acids. The record is from RefSeq and is a predicted model, not a curated record. The transcript is spliced from 7 exons. Gene Ontology annotation, cellular component: cytoplasm. NCBI's taxonomy places the organism in Eukaryota, Fungi, Ascomycota, Eurotiomycetes, Eurotiales, Aspergillaceae.
AUGAAUCCCCCAUCGCCUCGCCCGUUGACAUCGAUGCCGAUCGUCGAUUCCACGGGCCUGGCCCCACCUCUCGGCCCGUUCCCAGACUCACAAGCCUUUGCAGCUUUUCGCGCCAUCGAGCAACAGCCUCUUCAAAAUGUCACCCAAGCUCAGCAUGCAAUGGCCUUGCAGAACAAUGGCCAUAUCCCUCCGCAUCCGCAUCAGGGCAUUAUGAUGCUUCAAUCGGAGCAGGCUCUGCAACAGGGUAAUUAUGGAGCUUUGGAACCUGAAGAAGCAGAACCGACGAAUUUCGCGGGUCACCUCACGGGGAUGAGGCUGGUUCCUAAUCCCCCUGACUUGGAAUUCUGGAGGGAUCGGUUAUUUAAUGUGGAUGAUGUGAUUACUUUAACUGAAGAACAUUCGAUAAUACGCGUCGAUGUAUGGCUAAUUUGUCCGGUCUCUAGGUUCCAGGUCUACUUUCCACAUGUUGAUAAUGUCUACUCACAUCGCUCUAGCCAGAGAUAUAAGCGUCGGCCAAUGGUCUCCCACUACUGGGACUGUCGAUUAAAAGGUCGACCGCCAGGAACGCCGAAGUCCGACGACCCGACUAAAAAGAAGCGCAAGCGCACUGCCAGAGAGCGCGAUCUCUGCGACGUCAAGAUCAAAAUCACGGAGUACCUACCUGGCAACGGCGAGGUUGAUGCAAGUGGCGGGUUUGAAUCUCUACCAGCUGAGCUGCUGCCCGGGGUGCAUACGCUGUUUCCAAUUCAAAAUGGACAGAACUUUGCGCUCGCGACAACUCCUGCUCUGCCUGAAGGUCAUCCUGGUACAAAUGGCCAGAGAUACUUUACUAUCCAGAGGGUGAAUGGGAACGGCGCCAAUGGGAAGAAUGAUGGAGUAAGUGGUGGACAUCGACAUACGCUCGAAGAGAGUGAUCGCGUCAAAAAGAAUAGUGUUCACCGACACUUUUUUAAGGAUAAUAAAGAUAGGAAAAAGGGGAAUCGCGGCAUGUCUAACGGCAAUAAAGCUUACCAUACAAAAGCAACCGGCCUAGCUGCCACAACAGCUGCAAGGCACUCGGCGGAGACCAAUCUUCAGUUGUAUGGUAGCUGUUUCUGUCCUUUCGUCCAACGAGUUUGGAUUGCGCUGGAGCUCAAAGGCAUUCCAUACCAGUAUAUAGAAGUGGAUCCAUAUGAGAAGCCUCAAUCCUUGUUGGAAGUCAAUCCUCGCGGUCUGGUUCCAGCAUUACGCCAUGAUGAUUGGGGAUGCUAUGAGAGCACAGUUCUCAUGGAAUAUCUCGAGGACCUCAACGUCGGAAUGCCCCUUCUUUCAAACGAUGCAAAGCUGCGUGCUCAUUGUCGAUUGUGGGCAGAUCAUAUCAACCGAAAAAUAGUUCCAACAUUUUACCGGGUGCUGCAAGAACAGGACCAGCAAAAGCAGAUCGAAAAUGCUCAAGAAUUGCGAGACGCUCUUGAUCAGUUGAUCACGGCGGCGCAUCCCCAUGGGCCAUUUUUCAUGGGCGCGCAAAUAUCCUUUGUAGAUAUUCAGGCUGCGCCUUGGAUCAUCCGCCUUAGCAGGGUCCUAAAGCCCUAUCGAGGCUGGCCAGAUGCCGAGGACGGCAGUAGAUGGGGAUCUUGGGUAAAUGCCAUUGAGACUAAUGAGCAUGUUCGAGCAACGACCAGCACAAACGAGCUUUACCUCGAAAGUUAUGCACGAUAUGCCGAGAACCGCCCAAACACAUCCCAGGUUGCAAAUGCAAUCAAUUCAGGACGCUCCCUUCCCUGA